AGGAUGGGACCACUGCCUCUAAAAUGAGUCUCUCUGGGGAGAGAGAGGAGGGGACCACUGCCUCUAAAAUGACUCAAGACACCAGUUCUAAGAGUGUCCAGAAGCCCAGAGCAGAGUCACCUACAACCAGCCUGCUAUCAAUGAAGAGUGAUCAGCCACCUGCUUUCAGCCAGGAACCAUUACCAGAUGACAAUAAGGAAGUGGAGAGUUUGGACAGUGAGGAUGUAUUAAAUAUCACACACAGCCUUCUGGACAGAAGAAGUCAAACUCUGCUGACAGUCCAACAAGACAUUAAGGCUAAACUGAAACACAAGUAUCAACACAUAUCUGAAGGAAUUGGACACCAUGGAAACCAAAGUCUGUUAAAGGACAUCUACACAGAGCUCUACAUCACAGAGGGUGGAAGUGGAGGGUUCAAUAAUGAACAUGAGGUGAGACAGAUAGAGAUGGCAUCCAAGAAACAAACCACACAAGAGACACCAAUCAAAUGCAACGACAUCUUCAAGUCUUUACCUGGACAAGACAAACCUAUCAGAACUGUACUGACCAAAGGAAUCGCUGGCAUUGGAAAAACAGUCUCUGUGCAGAAGGUCAUCCUUGACUGGGCAGAGGGAAAAGCAAAUCAGGACGUUCAUUUCAUGUUUCCUCUUCCUUUCCGUGAUCUGAACCUGAAAAAGGACCAAUACAGUCUGAUGCAACUUCUUUCCCACUAUUUCCCAGAGCUGAAAAAUAUUGACAGCAUUGAAGAUGGUGAAACCAAAACUGUUUUCAUUUUUGAUGGUCUGGAUGAGUGUCGACUUCCUCUAGACUUCAAAAACAAUGAGAAGUGCUGUGAUGUCACGAAGCCAACUUCAGUGGACGUGCUGCUGACAAACCUCCUCGAGGGGAAUCUGCUUCCCUCUGCUCUCCUCUGGAUAACCUCACGACCUGCAGCAGCCAAUCAGAUCCCUCCUGAGUGUGUUGACCAGGUGACAGAGGUACGAGGGUUCAAUGAUCCACAGAAGGAGGAGUACUUCAGGAAGAAAAUCACAGAUCAGAAUCUGGCCAAUGAAAUCAUCAAACACAUGAAGACAUCAAGGAGCCUCCACAUCAUGUGCCACAUGCCAGUCUUCUGUUGGAUAUCAGCCACUGUCCUUGAGAUGAUACUGAAAGAGGCAGAGAAGGAUGAAGUCCCCAAAACUCUGACCCAGAUGUACUCACACUUCAUUCUCAUCCAAAUCAUUGUGAAGAACAAGAAGUACAACAAAGCCACAGAGACAAACACAAAGGAACUGUCUCAGUCAGACAAUGAGAUGAUCCUGAAACUGGCAAAGCUGGCUUUCCAACAGCUGCAGAAGGGCAACCUGAUCUUCUAUGAGGAAGACCUGAGAGAGUGUGGCCUUGAUGUCACAGAGGCAUCAGAGUACUCAGCAUUGUGUACAGAGAUCUUUAAAGAAGAAUCUGGGCUGUACCAAGACAAGGUCUACAGCUUUGUGCAUCUGAGCAUUCAGGAGUUUCUAGCAGCAGUGCAUGCUUUAGAAUCAUGUCUGGGCAAGAAGGAACAUGUUUUCCCCCCCAAAGCAGUCACUAGUGAUGAUGAGGAGGAGGAUGAUGAUGACAAUGAAGAGGAGUCAAUCCAGUUGUCUGACUUACACGAGAGCGCAGUGGACCAGGCCUUGAAGAGUGAGAAUGGACACCUGGACCUGUUCCUCCGCUUCCUUCUGGGUCUCUCACUGGAGUCCAAUCAGAAUCUGUUACAAGGCCUUCUGACACAGACAGGAAGUACAGCACAGACCAAUGAGGAAACAGUUAACAGAACAGUCAGGUACCUUUCAUACAAGAUCAACCAGGAAUCCUCACCAGAAAGGAUCAUCAACUUGUUCCACUGUCUGAAUGAACUUGGUGCCAACUCUCUAGUUGAAGACAUGCAGACCUCCCUGCGAUCAGGAACUCUUUCAGCAACAGAGCUAAAACCUGACCAAUGUUCAGCCCUAGCCUACCUGUUACUGAUGUCAGAGGAGGCGCUGGAGGAGUUUGACCUGAAGACAUACAACACAUCAGAGGAAGGUUAUCAGAGGUUGCUGCCGGUAGUGAAAACCUGCAAGAGAGCACUACUGGAUGGCUGUAACCUCACAUAUAAAUCCUGUGAGACUCUGGCCUCAGCUCUGCAGACACCAAACUCCCCCCUAAGAGAACUUGACCUCAGCAACAAUGACCUGGGAGACAGAGGAGUGGAGCUGCUCUGUGUUGGACUAACCAGUCCACUCUGCAACAUACAGACACUAGUACUAGCUGGCUGUGAACUCACAUAUGAAUCCUGUGAGACUCUGGCCUCAGCUCUGCAGACACCAAACUCCCCCCUGAGAGAACUGGACCUCAGCUACAAUGACCUGGGAGACAGAGGAGUGGAGCUGCUCUGUGUUGGACUAACCAGUCAACUCUGCAACAUACAGACACUAGUUCUAGGUCAGUGUGGUCUGACAGAGGGUGGCUGUUCAGAUCUGGCCUCAGUCCUGAGUUCACCCAACUCACAACUGAAACAACUGGAGCUGAGAGACAAUGACCUGCAGGACUCAGGAGUUACACUGCUGUCUGCUGGACUGGAGGAUCCAGACUGUAAACUACACACACUGGGGCUGUCUGGCUGUCUGGUCACAGAGGAGGGCUGUGCUGCUCUGUCUUCAGCUCUUAGGUCAAACCCCUCCCACCUGAAAGAGCUGGACCUGAGCUACAAUCACCCAGGAGACUCUGCAGGAGGACUCCUUUCAGCUACUCUGGUGGAUCCCACAUAUAAACUGAUGAAGCUGAAUGUGGAUCAUGGUAGAGAGUGCUGGCUGAAAUCAGGGCUGAGGAAAUAUGCCUGUCAUCUCACCCUGGACCCAAAUACAGCACACCCAAACCUGAUACUGUCUGAGGGGAAAAGGAAGGUGACACGGGUGGUGGAGAACCAGCAUUAUGAAGACCAUCCAGACAGAUUUGAUUGUCUUCCCCAAGUUCUCUGCAGAGAAGGCUUAUCUGGAUGUCGUUAUUACUGGGAGGUGGAGAGGCGUGGUACCGGGGCUUACAUUGGUGUGGUGUACAAAGGAAUGAAGAGGAAGGGAUUGGGGUUUGACAGUAGGAUUGGAAACAAUAGGAAGUCCUGGUGUUUAUUCUGCUCUCAUAGAGGUUAUGACUUUAUCCAUGAUGGAGUCAACAGAUCCAUCUCUGAUCCUGUUUCUGACAGAGUUGGAGUGUAUCUGGACUGGUCAGCUGGUACUUUGUCCUUCUAUCGUGUGUCCUCCUCUGGUACACUGACACACCUCUACACAGAACACACCACAUUCACUGAACCCCUCUAUCCUGGGUUUGGGGUUAGGUUUGGGGAUUACUCCACACUAACCCUGUGUCAGAUAGAUGUCCAACACAUUCAGAGAGACCAUGGUGGAGAGUGUUGGAUCAAGCCUGGACCUGAGGACACCUGGAUCUGA
This is a messenger RNA of Salvelinus namaycush (lake trout), 3446 nucleotides long. RefSeq names its product NACHT, LRR and PYD domains-containing protein 3-like. NCBI's taxonomy places the organism in Eukaryota, Metazoa, Chordata, Actinopteri, Salmoniformes, Salmonidae. Gene Ontology annotation, molecular function: protein binding. The transcript has 11 exons. Bases 24 to 3446 code for a protein of 1140 amino acids. The record is from RefSeq and is a predicted model, not a curated record.